CAGGGCAAUAACAGGACGGAGCGGUGAGAGGAAGAUGGCGGCAGAGGUGCCUCGGUUGUCGGCCUCCUGCGGCCUUUUUGUGCUCUUUGCAGCGUUGUCGAUGCUGGGGCAGGGCGAGUCGUUUGGCACCUUGAACCUGCACGAGCUCAGCGAGCUGAAAUAUGGCAUUGAGAUCGGCGCGGAGCCUGUGAUGGUCGGGCAGAGUAAGGCCACUGAUGUAGUAACCAUCUCUUCCAAAUACAAGCAGAAGUAUGAGUGUCGACUACCAGCUGCUGCAAUGAAGAUCCAUCAAGACAAAGAGGAGGAUCCACAGGGUUACACUGGACUUGGGAUCUCAGAACUGCUGAAACCAAUGGAAGCGGCUCCAUGCCUUAUUAAAACUAAAGACUGGUGGACGUAUGAAUUCUGCUAUGGGAAACACAUCCAGCAAUACCACGUAGAAGAAUCUGAAGUCAAAGGUGACAUUCUUUAUCUUGGGUAUUACCAGUCUGCAUUUGAUUGGGACAAUGAAACAGCAAAGGCAUCAAAGCAACACAAGUUGAAGCGGUAUCACAGUCAGACCUAUGUCAAUGGAUCCAAGUGUAACCUGAAUGGGAAGCCCAGGGAGACUGAAGUCAGGUUUUUGUGUGAGGAAGGUUCGGGAGACUACAUUGCCCGUGUUGAUGAGCCUCAGUCCUGUUCCUAUGUGCUGACAAUCCAUACCACCCGCAUCUGCCACCACCCGUUUCUGCGGCUGCCAUCCACAGCCACCCCUCAGUCCAUCCGUUGUCAUCCAGCCCUCAGCCCUGCUGAAUAUGUGGAAUAUGUCAAGGCCCAAGUAUCUGAUACCAAGCGCAAAGUGGAGGAAAUUUCGGAAGAGCUGAAGACUCUAGACACACAGCUGUGGAAUGAGCAAGCUGCCAACACUGCUACUCAGGAUUCCAAUGAAAAUGGAGGAAGAACCAGGGAUGAAGACAGCAGACAGUCACCUGGCAGAUUUUAAGAAAAAGAUACAUUUCAAAGUUAUUCGAAACCCCGGGGAGUUGGUGCAGUUUAUUCAGGAGAUGAAGGCGAAUGCCCAGAAGGGCAAAGAGAAGGCUGGUGAAUCUGAAGACACGAUGCAAGAAAGCUCACCCGAAAUUAAGGCAGACCCAGAAGCGGGACACCCUGAAGAUGGAGCUCAGGAGAAUGAAGAAGAUGAAGAAGAUCUACUAGGGAAAUUUGAGAAGGAAUUGGAAGACAUUCUGCUACCUAAGUCUGAAAUGGCCAAGCUGAAGGAAGAAGUGAAAACCGAAAUGGAGAAGGAGUUUGACAACAUCAUUGAUGAGGUUGAGGACGAACUGGGAACAAAAAGCCUGAAAGGUGAGUUUGACCGAAAACAAGCCUCCAAGUCUUUGGCUUCUACCCUCAAUAAACUCAUUGACAAGCUGGAUCCUGGCCAAGCCCCACAAGAAGAAGAAAAGGUUCAAAAGCAGCAGCAGGAGGAGGAGGAGGAGGAGGAGACGGCAGAGGAAGAACGGGAGGAGGCAGUCGUGGAGAGCAAUAGUGCUAAAGAAAACCCACCAAAGCCAAGUCCUGAUGGCGACCCAGAUGGGCGCGUGAAUGUCAGGGUCACUAAAGUAAAGCCAGGUGGUACUCAGCAGAAGGAGUUGCGAGUCCAAGAGAUGAGCAGGGACAACCCACAGCUGCGCCACAUAGAGAGUGUGGUUAAGGACCUCUUGGAGAAGGAAGGCCUGAAGGCAGAAGGCAAAAUUGAAAUCAAGAUUGUGACAACUGGUGGUUUUGGAGAUGACGAUGACACCCAUUGGCUCUCAGAAGAAGACACCAAGAACCUCAAAGACAUUUUCUUCAAUAUUUUGAUCCAGGGCACAGAGGAAGCACAUAAAGAACAACGACGGCAACGCCAACUGGAAGACAACUAUCGUUUUGUGUGGGGGCGCAACCAGGAAGAGCUCCCUAGCAGUGGUGGGACUGAAUCAGAUGACUUAGACUUCUGAUCUUUUGCCAAUCUUCAGAACUCUGGCAUUCGUGGAAGUUCCUUUGCAGGAUUUGGCAGGCACCGUUUCCCUCAUGUGCAUCAGGAGGACCAAUGUGUUUUGUUGUUAGAAUCUCAGUUGAAUGUGCAUAAGACAUUGGUAAGCCCAAGGUGAGCACCACUCAGAGCUGUGAAUUGUCUCCUUUAGAGCUAUUGCUUCUAGGGCAAACCACUGCGACAUUUCCUCCCGCACUUUAAUGGCUUCUGUAGGCUGCCUCAAAUGGAGACAGUGGCAUUUCUUCAGGUUCCAGGCUUCCUCCUUUUUUCAAACUAUUGGCCUCAGCAUCGGUGCCCAAAUCUUGGCUUCAAAAUGAUUAAAGACAUGCACAAAAGAGAAUGAAAGAGAGGAGCCCCAUACAAAAAAUUCCCACCGGUUCACCUCAAGUGUGAAUCAAGUUGGAGAGCUAAAACUGGUGCCCUUCAGUUUCUAAAGCCCUCAUAAAUUGAAAGAAUCUCAUGUUUCUAUGUCUCACCUGUGUGCCUUGAAACGUCAGAGGAGAGGACACUCUUUCCUUGUGCUGUGUUGACCUCCUCCCAGCAGUUUAUUUUUCUUUAGGUCUGAAUGUUUGAGUUGCGAGCAAAUCUGCUUCAGCGUACAGGCUGUCCCUUGACUUAUCUUCAUUCUGGAGCAGAAAGUUAGGACACAUCCUGUGUGUACUGAAUCAGCAAAGAAAUGUGGUGGAGGGUUGGGAGAAAAGCUAUUGUAGGCUGAUCUUCCUAGCCACGUUGUUUCACAUACUAAAGGGCCUUAGACACAGGAGUAUGUGAACUGCAUUAAAAAUGCUUCCUUUGUAACAAAGAUUCAUGGAGGUACGGGACUGGCUGUUCCUUCUGUGAAGUCUCAAGAAGUGAAGCCAGCUGAAAUUUGUGAUUUAUUUCCAAUGUUGUUGAAUAGUCUGGGCUGCUGCAUGGGUGACUGGAGGUGAGAAAUUGUGGCCCAAGGGAAGCAGCAAGGCUGAAGAAAUAAGUGUCGCCUUCCUUCACACAACCAGGACAAAUCACAGUUCAUUUUUCUAUCAAUAAAUCCAGAUGAACCCGA
Messenger RNA from Protobothrops mucrosquamatus (brown spotted pit viper), 3053 nucleotides. RefSeq names its product OS9 endoplasmic reticulum lectin (gene OS9). Gene Ontology annotation, biological process: retrograde protein transport, ER to cytosol; endoplasmic reticulum unfolded protein response. NCBI's taxonomy places the organism in Eukaryota, Metazoa, Chordata, Lepidosauria, Squamata, Viperidae. Gene Ontology annotation, cellular component: endoplasmic reticulum lumen. The record is from RefSeq and is a predicted model, not a curated record.